CUAUUGUGCUCUGUUUCCAGAAGAUGAUGAGAUAGAUAAAGAAAAGUUGAUAGACUACUGGAUAUGCGAAGGAUUCAUCGGAGACUACUAUGUUGUAAAAAGAGCUAGGAAUAAAGGCUAUGAGUUACUCGGUACACUUAUCCGUGCAAAUUUACUGACAGAGGUUGGUACAAAAGUUGUUAUGAUGCAUGACGUGGUUCGCGAAAUGGCUUUGUGGAUUGCAUCCGAUUUUGGGAAACAUAAAGAGAAUUUUGUUGUACAAGCAAGAGUCGAAUUACAUGAAGUACCAAAAGUCAAGGACUGGGGAGCUGUGAGAAGAAUGUCAUUAAUGGCUAAUGAUAUUGAAGAGAUAACAUGCAGUUCCAAGUGUUCUCGUCUUACCACUCUGUUCCUCCAAAGUAAUUGGAAACUGAAGAAUCUCUCAGGUGAAUUCAUCCGGUCUAUGAAAGACCUAGCUGUUUUGGAUCUAUCACGUAAUUCCAACAUCAUUGAACUUCCAGAGGAGAUGUCAGAACUGACAUCCUUGCAGUUUCUUGACUUGUCGGGUACAAGUAUUAAGCAACUACCUGUUGGUUUCCAAGAGUUGAAAAAGCUAAUGCACCUGGAUUUGGCUUUUACAAAUAGACUUUGUAGUAUCAAUGGGAUAUCAAAGUUGCCGAGUUUAAGAGUUUUGAAACUAGAAGAUUCUAAUGUUGUUCAUGGUUACGUUAGCAAGAAAUAUUAUAGUGACGAAACUAGAGCUCGUGCAGAGGUUAGCUUGGUGAAGAAGCUGCAGCUCUUGGAGCACCUACAAGUUCUAACCAUAGCUUUAUCUACAGAUUUGGGUUUGGAGCACAUAUCAGGCGAUCAAAGGUUGGCAAACUACGUCAAUGUUGUGAAAAUGCAUGAAUUUCAACAAAAGCCGUUGAAUAUAUCACUGUUGGUGAAUAUGGAGAAUCUUUGUGAGCUCAGAAUGCUUUAUACUCAUGUAUCGGAGAUCAAUUCAUAUACAAAUUUCAGUGAAAGUAGAACAGACUCGUCUGAUCUAUACAAUCCGACAAGUCCAUGCUUCACCAACCUCUCCCUCGUGAAUAUAAUUCAUUGCAAUGGCAUUAAGGAUCUGACUUGGCUAUUGUUUGCUCCAAAUCUUGUCGAGCUACGCAUUGUACAUUCAGAAGAACUGGAAGAAAUUAUAAACAAAGAGAAAGAAACCAAUAUUACAGGUCUUAUUCCAUUUCUGAAACUACAAAGCUUAUCGUUGAGCAGUUUGCCUAAGCUGGAGAGUAUCUACUGGUGUCCUCUACCCUUUCCAUUUUUGAGGGAAUUAGAUGCAAGUUACUGUCCAAAGCUGAGAAAGCUUCCCUUAAAUGCUUUAAGUGUCCUACGAGUUGAGGAAUUGGUUAUAAGUAUGGAUCCUCGAGAACAGAGAAUUGACCUUGAGUGGGAGGACGAAGUUACAAAAAAACGUUUCUCGCCUUCAUUCAUUGCACUCAGUCAGGUCUAAGCAUUCUUUUCUCUGGAUCGGGGAUAUUCAUUUCUCUUAUUCUCUUCCGCUUGAGUUUCUUUCAUGGUUGUGUUUGCAUGAGGUAUGCACCCUUAUUAUACUUAGAUGAUCUAUUUGCAUCAUGAGACCUAACACACAAUUGUAUCACAUAAAAGAUUUUUCAUGUGCCUCUCAAUUUCAAUGUGUUC
Molecule: messenger RNA, 1671 nt
Organism: Camelina sativa (false flax)
Lineage: Eukaryota; Viridiplantae; Streptophyta; Magnoliopsida; Brassicales; Brassicaceae
Product: disease resistance protein UNI-like
Molecular function (GO): ADP binding
Source: RefSeq, a predicted model, not a curated record